AUUACAGAGCAGCACUGGCUUUGUUCAUUCUUCCUUCUUUGUCUUUUGCUACAGGAUUUCCUCCCUAGACAGACAAUCUGUCAUUCGAACAAGCCUAAAACAAAAAGCUAACUGGCUUAGCCAGCUGUUUGUCUGAGUGACUAGUAACAUACAGCACAAAAACGCGAACAACUAAAGGAUAUUACCUUGAAUUUAUACGCUCACGGUCGAACAACAAACAAGACAAAGCACAAUGAAGGUGCGCCAGUGGCUGAGAGAAUGAGGGAGAGAGAAGAAGACAUGCUCAGAAUACAGUUACGGCCUGUGUCAGUUCUCCCAAGAUGGAAUCCCCAAACGCUGCUGCUAAACUUAGCCGAGGAAAACAAUCUAGCUCUCUGCAGGGCGAAGAACACAAGUGCAGUGAUAGACACUCAAGCUCAUGGGAUCACACACACACACACACACAGACUCACACAGACAUUGACACAGUAUGCACAAAUACACUGUAUGAAUACAAAUACCUUCUGACUGGGAGGGUAAUGUGCACUGAAAAUGGGUCAAACAUUGAAAAUGAAAUGUAGCCUAACAUCAUCUGAAUUCCCCUAGAUUUCUCAUUUAUUUCAACAGACAGCCUAAAAAGGUUUAUGUUUAGUGACAUCACGUGGUCAGUAUGUGUAACAACAAUGAAGGAUCCACAAAUACUGUUGGUGUUGUUGGAUUCAAUGCUAUGCAAAAGUAAAUAGAUGGAAUCCCAGGAGCAAGCUGAGGUUAAAUGCCUGUUUUAAGGAUGUAAUAAUAACAAGCUUGGUUACUCUAGAAAUUAAUUGAUUAUUGAAUCAAGGGAAAAGUCUCAAAGCCUGACCCACAAGAGUCACCGGUAACUUCUGGUCUUAGUAACAUUUUGGGUAUUUUGGAAUUUUUUUCUUUAUAUUCAAUUUCAAAUAUUUUAUCCAAAGAGACAUUGCGUUCAAGUUUUUUUUUUCAUGCAUUCUUUUAGGAAUCAAACCCAUGACCCUGACGUUACUAGCACCAUGCUCUAUCCUAUUCCUAUUAUGAAAUAUUGUUGGGAUCAUUUAGAACCAUAAUGACAAAGAUUAAUUAGAUUCAGUUACCUAUAAAUACAAUAGCAUAUCAAGAUCUAUUUAUAAAACCUAGAAUCUUCUCUUUUUCUCCUUUUCCAUACAUCUAAUAUCUCUAUUUCUAUACUUCUACCACUCUUUGGAGCACCAUCCCUCAGGAAGCCUCAGGCAUAUUUGAGUAAAAUCUAUCUUCUUAUUAAUUUCUCCAGAGACACUUUCAGACUUUCUGUUUUAAGUCUUUAUUGUAUGGCAGCUUUUGCUCUAAUGUGCCAGUUACUCUACACUGUUUGCUCUCUAUUAGUUUUGCAUGCCACUUUGUAUUUUAUCUAUGUAUUCUUUUACAAUCUUAAUAUCUAAAAUCUUAUUUUCCUGUACUCUAAAAUCUAUUUUUCCUGUACUUUUACAAUGAUUGCACCAUUUCCUGCAAAUUGAAGCAGCAUUAAGACUAACUUUUGCACUGGAGGUGAAAGUACAGCUCACAAUGACCCUGGUUACCCUGCGGCACUAAUCGUCUAUUAUAUCCCUCUUUGCACUUUCUAUAGUCAGUCAUUAGACCAUCAUCCUCUAUUUUGGCUUGGAACUGUGUGGCCCCCUUUCUUUUAGAAAAAAAGAGUCAUAAUUCUGUUGAAUAAUUCAAAGGGGUGAAAUUGAGAGGCUCUAGAGUUUCGACAGGUUAUUGUUCCUGGGCAAGGUCGCUGAAGGCUAGUAAAAGUGAACUCUUCGUGCAGGGUUCUGUUCAGUCAGGGCAUGGUCCACUGCUACAACAUCAUCGCACACACACACUCGUGUAUGCAUGGACACACACAUGAGGUCAACCAUACUGUAUGCACAGAGUGAAGGCCAUUCGGGAGGAGGAUGCCACGCCAUAAACUCAUCGCAUCUGAAAGUGACGUGAGCAUUGAGGUGGAUGAAGGGAAGGAUAAUGAAUUCAGCCUUUACUACGUGGAAGUUGAGGAAAACUCUAAGGGAGGUAAGGAGAAGCAGGUGACGCGAGAUGGCAAACGGAGAAGAGAGAGAAAUGGUGAAGUUAGCAGGAGAAGAGCUUCAGAGAAGAGAUCAACUGAGAUGGGUAAUAAAAGAGCAGAAAAGAAACAUGAGAAACACCACAAAACAACAAGGAAAGAGGGCGAGAAACACAGAAAAAGGCCAAGAAGGAGUGCAGAUGAACAGGAGGCUGAGAAUGAAUCCAGCAAAGAGAAAAAGAAUAUUAAAAAUGAAAGAACCAAGACAAUAAAACUGGAAGAUGAGCAGGAAAAAGAUGUGAAGAAAAAGAGAAAGAAGCACGUUAAAAAUGAGGAGGACGAUGCAAAUCCUGGAAAGACAAAACAGAAAGAUUGUCAGGAGGUUGCCUUGAAAGAAAAGAAAAAGAAAAGGAAGAAGCCAGAGACUACCUCAGAAUCUGAGUCACAAUCUGAAUCGAACUCUGAGUCUGAGUCAAAAGACAAUCCGGCGGUGGGAGUUUUGGGGUUUCUGACCCCCGAGGAGCUGGAAAAGUUAAAAGAAGCGGUGGAUGAAAGGAAAAAGCUGAUCACCACACUGAAAGGAAAACCCUGGCCCAUGAAGAAAAAACUAGUUAUCCUUCGGGAGUCACAAGAGUUUGUGGAGAAGUAUGAAGGGGCUUUGGGAAAAGGCAAAGGCAGGAAACUAUACGCCUACAAGGUCCUGAUGAUGAAGAAAUGGAUGAAGUUUCAACGUGAUCUUGAGAACUUCAAGACUGCCUGCAUCCCGUGGGAGAUGAAGAUAAAGGAAAUAGAAAGUCAUUUUGGUUCAUCAGUUGCCUCUUACUUUAUAUUUCUGAGGUGGAUGUAUGGCAUCAAUAUGAUUUUAUUUGGACUGACAUUUGGGUUAGUAAUGGUUCCAGAGGCUCUCAUGGGAAAACCGUAUGGUAGCAUGCCCCGGAAGACAGUGCCCAGGGUGGAAGAGGCCAGUGCUAUGAAUUUUGCAGUCUUAUGGGAUUUUGGGGGUUAUGCUAAGUACUCAGUCCUCUUCUAUGGCUACUACAAUAACCAGCGGGCCAUCGGGUGGCUCAAAUUCCGCAUGCCCCUGUCCUACUUCUUGGUGGGAGUGGGUACAGUGGCGUAUAGCUACAUGGUGGUAAUCAGGACUAUGGCCCGCAAUGCCAAUGAAGAAGGAGGGGGAGAUGACACCAGUUUUAAUUUCAGUUGGAAGACAUUUACUAGUUGGGAUUACCUCAUUGGAAAUCCUGAGACCGCAGACAACAAGUUCGCUUCCAUCACCACUAGUUUUAAGGAGGCCAUUGUGGAGGAGCAAGAGAGCAGAAAAGAUGACAACAUCCACCUGACGAGGUUCCUUCGAGUGCUGGCCAACUUCCUGGUGCUCUGCUGUCUGGCAGGGAGUGGGUACUUGAUCUACUUUGUAGUACGCAGGUCUCAGAAGUUUGCUCUGGAGGGACUGGAGAACUACGGCUGGUGGGAGAGGAAUGAGGUGAACAUGGUGAUGUCUCUGUUGGGGAUGUUCUGUCCGAUGCUGUUCGACGUGAUCAGUACUUUAGAAAACUAUCAUCCACGCAUUGCCCUCCAGUGGCAGCUGGGACGCAUUUUUGCCCUUUUCCUGGGGAACCUCUACACGUUCAUCAUCGCUCUCAUGGAUGCCAUCCAGCUAAAGAGGGCUGAAGAGGAGAUCGUGAAGAAGAAUAUGACAAUUUGGCAAGCUAACCUGUACAACGGGACUGUGCCAGACAACUCAACUGCUCUUCCGAUCACAGUGCACCCUGCUGAUGUUCCCAGAGGGCCUUGCUGGGAGACAAUGGUUGGACAGGAGUUUGUUCGUCUCAUUAUUUCUGAUACAAUGACGACUUACAUCACUCUGCUAAUUGGGGAUUUCUUCCGUGCCGUACUGGUGCGAUUCCUAAACAACUGCUGGUGCUGGGAUCUGGAGUAUGGCUUUCCGUCCUAUUCAGAGUUUGACGUCAGUGGGAAUGUUCUGGGGCUGAUCUUCAACCAGGGAAUGAUCUGGAUGGGGGCAUUCUACGCUCCAUGUCUUCCAGCAUUAAAUCUUCUCCGGCUUCACGUGUCCAUGUACCUGCAGUGUUGGGCCGUGAUGUGUUGUAAUGUGCCUCAGGAACGGGUCUUCAAAGCUUCAGGCUCCAGUAACUUCUACAUGGCCAUGCUGCUGGUCAUCCUCUUCCUCUCUACACUGCCGGCUAUAUACACCAUUGUCUCCAUUCCUCCCUCUUUUGACUGUGGACCUUUCAGUGGGAAAAACCGGAUGUUUGACGUGAUUCAGGAGACCCUGGAGACAGACUUUCCUGCCUGGAUCGGUAAAGUAUUCAGUUACGCCUCGAACCCCGGACUGGUGCUGUCCUUUCUUCUGCUUCUGGUUCUUGCGAUAUAUUAUCUGCAGUCCACUUCUAAAACGUACAAAAGGGUCAACAUGGAGCUGAAAAAGAAACUUCAAACUCAAAAUGAGGAAAACAAGAAAAAGAACAAACUCGCAGCCUUAAAAGCAGCUAAUGAACUGGAGCAGGCGAAGAAAGCAGGAGAACAACGCAGAAACAGCGCUUCCGAUCUGGGAGUGAAUGAAGAAAGCAGCAGCAUAGAUGAAGCAGGGCAUCGCAGACAACCUGGACAGAAUGGCCGCUUCAUUCACCCCUCACAGAGUCAUCAUACUCAAAACUCUGAACCUCCCGUCUCCUCGACCCACACAACCACCAGACCCCCUGCAUCCCGGGGCCACACAGCUUCUGGACAUCUUCCAGGUCACCCACAGAAAAACGCUCACUCAAACAGAAGAUAAACAGCACAGAUGUAAAUAGAUAAACAGAUGCAUCUGUAUGCUGCAUGCACAAUAUUUAGCACGUAUAUGACCAUCUUUAUUUCUUGUUGAUUCAGUAUAAAUCCUGUGCCCAGGCCUGCCGCACAUAUCAUGAAUGUGUCAGUGGAUCUCAAGGACUCGGUGGCUAUGUAACUCUAGAAUGAUAAGUCUUAUCUCUGUGAAAGAGAAAUGACUGCUCUUGUUACACGCAGGCCAAGCUAGGGUCAAACUAUUUUCUGCAUUUGUUGUUUUUUAUAUUUAUUUUUAGUUUUAGAAAUAUUUGCUGGAUUGUUGGUUUACUUACCAAAUUGCAACUAAUUUAUUAAACUACAGCCGAAGUUCAGGGGCGUUUCUAACCUUUAAUCAGUACUGGGACACAGGCUUCCCUUUCAAAUAAGUGUGCUCAUAUUUUCAAAAUCACUUUUACCUGUACAGAGUUGUUCACACAAGCUGCACACGCAAUAAAGAGCUGCUUUGUCAUUAAACAAA
Carassius gibelio (silver crucian carp) is the source of this 5321-nucleotide messenger RNA. RefSeq names its product transmembrane channel-like 1 (gene tmc1). The record is from RefSeq and is a predicted model, not a curated record. Gene Ontology annotation, biological process: vestibular reflex; detection of mechanical stimulus involved in sensory perception of sound. The transcript has 21 exons. Lineage: Eukaryota; Metazoa; Chordata; Actinopteri; Cypriniformes; Cyprinidae. The coding region runs from base 1914 to 4814 and encodes 966 amino acids. Gene Ontology annotation, cellular component: plasma membrane. Gene Ontology annotation, molecular function: mechanosensitive monoatomic ion channel activity.